AUGGCAGCCAGCGAUUCCGGGACAGAUGAGUCAUUAUAUCCCAUCGCCGUCCUCAUCGACGAGCUCAAAAAUGAAGAUGUGCAAUUGCGUUUAAAUUCCAUUAAGAAGCUAUCCACCAUCGCUUUAGCUCUUGGAGUGGAGCGCACACGUUCCGAACUAAUUCCCUUUCUGACCGACACUAUUUAUGACGAAGAUGAAGUGCUGUUGGCCCUUGCAGAGCAACUCGGUAACUUCAUAAACCUCGUGGGGGGCGGUGAAUAUGCCCACUGUCUGGUCCCACCGCUGGAGUCGCUCGCCACCGUCGAGGAGACGGUGGUGCGCGACAAAGCGGUUGCCUCGCUCAGGGCAGUGGCUGCCCAUCACACACCCCAGGCCCUAGAGCAGCACUUCGUCCCGCUAGUGCAACGCCUGGCCAGCGGUGAUUGGUUCACGUCGAGGGCAUCUGCCUGCGGAUUGUUCAGCGUGUGCUACACGCGUGUGUCGGCGCCCGUUAAGGCGGAGCUGAGGCAGCACUUCCGCUCCCUCUGCCAGGAUGACACCCCAAUGGUGCGCAGAGCGGCCGCGUACAAAUUCGGCGAGUUUGCGCGCGUCGUCGAGGUGGAGUACGUGAAGAGCGACCUGAUACCGAUGUUCAUCAUGCUGGCCGAGGAUGAGCAAGACUCGGUGCGACUCCUGGCUGCGGAAGCCUGUGCCGCUGUGGCCGCUUUACUCCCUCCAGAAGACAUGGAGCAACUCGUGAUGCCCACCGUACGAGCGAGGUCGGGCGACACCUCUUGGAGAGUGCGUUAUAUGGUGGCCGAUAAAUUUGUGGAACUACAGCAGGCAGUUGGACCCGAGCUGGCUCGCACAGACUUGGCGCAAAUAUUCCAAGCACUUCUUAAGGACACAGAGUCGGAAGUACGCGCGGCUGCAGCUGGCAAAGUAAAGGACUUCUGUAUGAACCUGGACAAGGCCCACCAGGAGCACAUUAUAAUGACUAUGAUCCUGCCCCAGAUAAAGGACCUGGUGUGCGACCCCAACCAGCAUGUGAAAUCGGCCCUAGCGUCCGUCAUAAUGGGCCUGAGCCCCAUAGUGGGCAGACACAACACCAUCGAGUACCUGCUGCCGCUAUUCCUCACCCAGUUGAAGGACGACUGCCCCGAAGUGAGGCUGAACAUCAUCUCCAACUUGGAGUGCGUCAACGAAGUGAUCGGCAUACAGCAGUUGGUGCAAUCCCUGCUACCCGCUAUAGUAGAAUUAGCCGAGGACACCAAGUGGCGCGUGCGGCUGGCCAUCAUCGAGCACAUGCCGCUGCUCGCGGGCCAACUGGGCCAGGAGUUCUUCGACGAGAAGCUCACCGGCCUCUGCAUGUCCUGGCUCAUUGACCACGUCUACGCGAUCCGCGAGGCGGCCACGCUCAACCUCAAGAAGCUGGUGGAACAGUACGGAGCGCAAUGGGCGGAGACGAACGUGAUACCCAAAGUGAUGGCGAUGUCCCGCGAACAGAACUACCUGCACCGCAUGACGUACCUCUUCUGCAUAAACGUCCUGUCCGAAGUGUGCGGGAAGGACAUUACCACCAGAGUGCUCCUGCCCACGGUCCUCUCUAUGGCGGACGACAACGUGGCCAACGUGCGCUUCAACGUGGCGAAGACACUGCAGAAGAUGGCGCCGUACUUGGACCCGGCUGUGAUCCAGCCCCAAGUGAAGCCGGUGCUGGAGAAGCUCAACGUGGACCCGGACGUGGACGUGAAAUACUUCGCGUCCGAAGCGAUCGCCGGUAUCGCCGGC
Messenger RNA from Iphiclides podalirius (scarce swallowtail), 1770 nucleotides. The record is from the annotation of a GenBank genome assembly. NCBI's taxonomy places the organism in Eukaryota, Metazoa, Arthropoda, Insecta, Lepidoptera, Papilionidae.